AGGGCAGCCACAGACAAGUGCAGGAGACCUUCCCCUUAGCGCUGGAAAUCAUCAGGUCUUUGAUCUCGUCUUUGAUCUCUUCUUAAACAUUUUUAAAGUUUCGUAUCGUCCUGGUGUAACCCACAUGCAAUUUUUCAAGUCCAAAGAGAAGGCGCGAAGCAGCAGGGCAUUCGUCUCGUCUUCCCUGAGUUUUGCCUUGUGUAGAAACGGCAUGACGAUAUUUCACAGCUUUGUCAAAAUUUCAUUAAAGGGGUUCAGGUUGAAAUGUAAGGUGAUCUCGCUCCACCUCUCUCUCCUGCAAAGGAGAGGACAUCCUUCAUGAGCAGGAGAGCGAAGGCCGGAUAGUUUCAUGGCAGAUCCUGCUGUGCUAUACAGGUAUCCCUUUUAUAAGCAACACAGACCAAGUGGGGCCACUCUUGUCCCAUGAGAAUGACCUGAUUGAUCCACAGUUUUGGUGCUUUAAACUCUAAAGACUUCUUUGAUCUCAGCCUCUCCAUGCUCGCUAACCACAGGGCAGUUAAACUAUAUCUCUUACUAACUAGGCACUGCCAGGAAAAUGUAACUUACAAAGGCAGCAUUGUCUGUCGUACUUGAGGAUGGUCAUGUCAGUGAGACUGACUGUGAUGCUCACAAAGGUGUGAGGCAGUCUGGCAGGUGUAACAAAAAUAUACUAAACUCACUUCACACAUUGUCAUGUUGUGUCUCAGCACAUGUGCAGAGCUCAGGGCCAAUCUCCUGGUACAGAAGCAUCAGAAACCGGGUGGGGCAGUUACCAGACAUACUCACCUGAGAGCGGAGGCAAUUAGAGCUUGGAGGGGAGAUAGGUGUUUACGACUGCCACACAUCAAAGAGUCACAGUCUCCAUGCCCUGGGUCCGCUCUGAAAGAAUGGAGCCAGGCAAGGCUCUGGUGCAGUGUCUUCCCCCCUUGGGGCACACUCCCACCAGGGCAAGAAGCCUCCUGGGUCUGACCUCAUAGUGUUCAGCUCCCCUGUUCACACCGUGAGCUCCCCGCAGGGAGUCCACCUGGAUGGGACACUUGGGGAAGCCUGAGAUGCCCCUCACGGGCCUUCCAGCCUACCUCCCCCAUCAGCCAUGACUUUCAGCCAGUUUGGAAAACAGAAGGGUUUUUUAGUCACUGGGAGCACAGUGUAAACAGAUAUUGUUAGCACGGAAUUCAGGAAGAUGCAGAAAAGUCCAUCGUGGGGGGAAUCCAGCUUUGGGCUCUCCCUGCUGAGUCCCCAAACUGGAGACUGACCAGCUUCCAAACGCCCAGCCUCAGUCAAGCCUAGUUACCCUCCCCUGUGUUUUGCCUUUUCCUGAGCAAACAGGUCAGCUGGCCUCCCCCUCUCCUGCUGUUCUCCAACACCUUCGGCUGGCUCCUUGUAGGGGACAGGCUCCAUCCAUCACUUGCCAGGAUACAGAGUGUCAGCCAUUCUCUAUGCCCAGGCAGCCAGUCUGCAGCCACCCCUGCCCUCUAGGGGCCUCCACAAUGAUCACACAUCCUUAUCCCUCCAGCUUGAUAUGAGAAACUGAGGCACACACACCGUAUUCAGAGAAAACAUUAAGAACACUCCCACUUCCUCACACCCUGGCAUAUCAGUGGGCUGCUUGGCGCAAGAGCAUGCUCGUCUCUGCUGUGUGGGAAGGGUUUGCUGACGAUGCUGAGAAGUGUUUUGAAAGGAAGGAGACCCAGAUGUUCUUCACAUCCGAAGGACCUGGGUUCUUCUGCUUCAUGUGGCCAUGUUACAGAGACUGCGGGUAGGGUGACCAGACAGAAAGGGUGAAAAACCGGGACAGAAGGUGGGGGGUAAUAGGUACCUAUAUAGGACAAAGCCGUAAAUAGUGGGACUGUCCCUAUAAAAUCAGGACAUCUGGUCACCCGAACUGAGGGCUAGAUUCACAGUGGCACACAGGCACCCAAACCCCAGGCUAAGCACAUAAAUCUGGCAUUAGGUGCCAAAAUCCCAAUUUAGGCUCCACGGAAACAUACAAAAUUCCUGACAAACCCCGCAGAUGCCUACGCUCACUCAGCAGUAGCUAUGUUUUCAGGGUAAAAGUUCCCUGGGGAGCCUUAGUUUCUGCCUCUGAGCAUGUGCCCUGCUGCCUUCUCCGGGUCAUCUGGACCUAGAGAUCGGUCACGGCUACCAUUAGGAAAUUUUGCUGGUGGCCGUUUGGGAUGUGAUGCCAGUGGGGAGCCCCAGGGAUAAGGAGGACGUGAGAGGUUUUGCCAGCAACCCAGUGGUGGGUUAACGUUGCCUGAGAAAUAACCGCAGUGAUUAACAGGGACAAUUCCAUGCACGGAAACCUGGCUGGGGCAGACAUAAGGAGACUUUGUCUAGAGACCAGUGUCGGGUUAAUCGGACCCUGCAAAUCACCAGAGGGAACCCGGUGGCAAAGCACUGACAAGUGACACCUCCACGACCAGGCCCAGGGCUAGUAACCAGCGAGCCUGGUGUGGAGACAAGAGACCCUGUCUGCCAAACUCCUGCCUGAUCCAAUGUCUUACCAGAGCAAAUCACGGACAGAGUCAGUAUCACCGCAAAAUGUGUCCCCUGCUGUUCUCUCUAGGAUCGGGACCCCCUCACUCCUGAAUCCCUGUUGGUAUUGGGGACUCUCUGGAACAAUCAGGGAGCUCUAUAGAAAUGCCCCUUCUCCCCCGUCCCCAGGAUCUGGAUGUCUCCUUUCUGUCCUCCCAUUGACUCGGUGGCUUUUCUGGAUGAUGCCCCCAUAGUGCUGUGGCCAGGGGACGUGGAGGAUCUGAGGGGCAAGGUUUGCGGCAGGGAGGUUUCAGUGCAAUGGGUUUUUUGCUAGGGCACAAAAGGAUCUGGAGUGGUGUGGGAGUGUUAUCUGCACACUUUAGGGGCACCCACCUUUACCCAAUUCCUCGGGCUCAGGGUGUACUCUUUGCAGGACCUUUUACCAGCCUUACAGAGUAACAUCCUUAUUCUCUCUUUAUUGACGAUUACCAGGCAGAAUACACAUGCUAAGCAUACAGUGCUAUACUCUCCAAUCCAAGCCGAACUUUCCCUGUUGGCCAGGCAAGGUCAGUCUGCUCUGGUCUGGAUUCUGGUUGCAGCACGUCAGGGUCAUGCGGAGGGUUCUUAGCAGCUUUGAUCUUAGGCUGUGUCUUAGAGGCUGAGGAAUCAGGUCCACGUGUCUCUCCAGAUCAUCCCGUCUUCCAGGAGACGGGGAAGGGAAAAGGCUGUGAUGGAGCCAGCUCAGAUGCCGGUGACCUUCGAGGAGGUGGCUGUGUAUUUCACCCAGGGGCAGGGGGCUCUGCUGGACCCCGCUCAGAGAGCCCUCUACAGGGACGUCAUGCAGGAGAAUUACGAGACGGUGACCUCGCUGGGGUUUCCCAUUCCCAAACCUGACCUGAUCGCCCUGAUGGAACAAGGGGAAGAGCCAUGGAUGCCUGAUCUCCAGGCCUGCGAGGAAAGAGAGAUCCCGAGAGGCCCCCGCACAGGUGAUGAGAGAGUGAGUGAGAAGGAUGAAGGGAAUCAAGAUCAGAAAGUUCCUGAGGAAGUGGAACCACAGGGGACCUUUGUGGGAAGAGCUGAAGGGAGUUUUUCCCAGUGCGUGGAACAGGGAGAAGCCUGUGGAAAUUGGCAGAGGUCAGAGAGGCUGCUGGGAAACCACCCAAGGGAGAAAGUGGAUGAAUCUAUUAACUGUGGGGGAGGAGACAAGGAUCCCACAGCCCAGCAGACAAAUCCCAAGAAAGAGAAACCCUGCCACUGCCCCAGAUGUGGAAAAGGAUUCAUUCUGAUAUCACAGUUUGAUACAAAUCAGAAAAUCCAUACUGGAGAGAAAUCCCUUCAAUGCUUUGACCAUGGGGAAAGCUUCAAUAACCACUCAGACCUUAAUAACCAUGGGAGAAGCCACAUGGAAGAGAAACCCUAUCAAUGCCCUGAGUGCAGGAACUGUUUAAAUUGGAAGUCAGCACUGAUUACACAUCAGGCAAUCCACACAGGAGACAGAGUCCAUAAGUGCUUAGAGUGUGGAAGAAGCUUCAUACAGAGGUCAGGCCUUCUUAAACAUCAGGCAGUCCACACAAGAGAGAGAUCCCGUAAGUGCUUGGACUGUCAGAAAAGUUUCAGAAACAGAUCAGCCCUUCUUAAACAUCAGGCAAUCCACACAGGAGAGAAACCCCAUAAGUGCUUAGACUGUGGGAAAAGUUUCAUAUGGAGGUCAGACCUUGUUAAACAUCAGGUAAUCCACACAGGAGAGAGAUCCCAUGAGUGCUUAGACUGUGGGAAAAGUUUCAUACGUAGGUCAGACCUUGUUAAACAUCAGGCGAUUUAUACAGGAGAGAGACCGCACAAGUGCUUAGACUGUGGAAAAUGUUUCAUACGGAGGUCAGACCUUGCUAAACAUCAGGCAAUCCACACAGGAGAGAGACCCCAUAAGUGCUUAGACUGUGGGAAGAGUUUCAUACAGAGGUCAGACCUUGUUAAACAUCAGGCAAUCCACACAGGAGAGAGACCCCAUAAGUGCUUAGACUGUGGGAAAAGUUUCAUACAGAGGUCAGACCUUGUUAAACAUCAGGCAAUCCACACAGGAGAGAGACCCCAUAAGUGCUUAGACUGUGGGAAACGUUUCAUACAGAAGUCGGAUCUUGUUAAACAUCAGGCAGUCCACACGGGAGAGAGACCCCAUAAGUGCUUAGACUGUGGAAAAAGUUUCAUAUGGAGGUCAGACCUUGUUAAACAUCAGGCAUUCCACACAGGACAGAGAUCCCAUAAGUGCUUAGAGUGUGGGAAAAGUUUCCUACGGAAAUCAGACCUAGUUAAACAUCAGGCAAUCCACACAGGAGAGAGAUGCCACAAAUGCUUAGAAUGUGGAACAAGUUUCACACAGCGAUCACAUCUUAUAAUACAUCAGAGGAUCCACACAGGAGAAAAACCCCAUAAGUGCUUGGACUGUGGGAAAAGUUUCACAAACAGAUCAGCCUUUGUUUUACAUCAGAGAAUCCACACAGGAGAGAGACCACAUAAAUGCUUGGACUGUGGGAAAGGUUUCAAACAGAGAUCACACCUCAUUAAACAUGGGAGAAUCCACACAGGAUCUAAACUUCGGUGACACAUGGUCUGAAAGUGUUAACUUGCAGAAUAAUUGACCGAGAUUCUACUUUUAGCGCUGUGUUAGAAAUGUGUGUAAAUGGUAAUUAGGGCCAUUCCACAUUAGAUAAGCUAGAGCUUAGAAAUGUAAACUUGUAUGGUUAAAGAACUGGGAGAAGAUAGUAAUUGUAGUAGUCUAUGUUUAUUUGCGUCUUGUUAGAAUAUACUGUAACAAAGUCACCAAAAGUUUUCUGUCUACGACUGUAUUUUGUUAAAUCUGAGAUGAAUAGGAAAUAUUAACAUAUAGAUAAAUCUUGGGUGUAAUAAUAUCAUUGUCUAUAUGUCUCUGUAAAGUUUGUGGUAAAAUUGUCUAUGAAUUGCUUUAUGAAUAAUUACCUUAUGUUAAUCCAUGUAAUUAAUUUUCACUGAGAUUUAGGUAAGAGAAGGUAACUUCAAAAUCCUAUUGUUCACCCAAGGGCUGUGUGCUGUCAAAAGGCUGCAAAAAUCUGAAUAUGGGAUAUGAUCUGGGACAUGAUCCUUUUAUCUCAGUUGUGCUUAAGCUUUAUUUGGGCUGAGUUUGAGUUAUAAGACGGAGAUCUCCAGUCCCAGCUGGACCGCCCUGAUGUCGAACAUUUGGACAUUGGACUAUACCUGAUUAAAUGAUUCUGAAACAGACUCUUUGCAAUUCUAAUACACCAUCUCUACAGUGAAACUGACCUAAAGACUCUAUUCAUCUCUGCAUGAUCUUUUAACCCAUACACUCUCUUUUCUUGUUGUAAGAAAUCUUAGUUUAGUUAAUAAGAACCGGCUGUAAGUGUUUAUUUCAGUCAGAACUAAAUAAUUCAUUAA
This is a messenger RNA of Chelonia mydas (Green sea turtle), 5904 nucleotides long. Its product is annotated as zinc finger protein OZF-like. Gene Ontology annotation, cellular component: nucleus. The coding region runs from base 3209 to 5077 and encodes 622 amino acids. The record is from RefSeq and is a predicted model, not a curated record. Gene Ontology annotation, biological process: regulation of transcription by RNA polymerase II. NCBI's taxonomy places the organism in Eukaryota, Metazoa, Chordata, Testudines, Cheloniidae. Gene Ontology annotation, molecular function: DNA-binding transcription activator activity, RNA polymerase II-specific; RNA polymerase II cis-regulatory region sequence-specific DNA binding. The transcript is spliced from 5 exons.